AUGGCACUCUAUGUGACUAUUUCUUAUGCAGGUGCAGCAGCAGCUGAAUUUUCAGCCAGGGCAUUACCAGGGUUUUUGCAAAGUCUGGUUUCCAUGAUCAGUCCCUCUGAUGCAUUGCUGGAAGCAUUUCUUAAGACUGAUGCUGCAUUUAGGAAUGAACUGGAUUCUCAUCGUAAAUUGAAAGGAUUUAUCAAGAAAGACUGGCACCCUGGUUGUACUGCUGUUGCUGCUCUUGUAGUUCAAAACAAGCUUUUUGUUGCUAAUGCUGGUGAUUGCAGGAUAAUCUUGUGUCGAGCCGGCAAUGCCUAUGCUCUAAGUAGGGAUCAUGUGGCAAGUUGUCUUGAAGAGAGAGAGCGUGUUACAAGUGCUGGUGGACUAGUCAAAUGGCAGGUUGAUACAUGGAGGGUUGGUCCUGCUGCUCUGCAGGUUACACGUUCCAUAGGUGAUGAUGAUCUAAAGCCUGCUGUAACUGCUGAACCUGAGAUUACUGAGACCAUUCUGUCUGUGGAGGAUGAAUACAUUCGAUGGGCUCUGGAUGUUGUGAGCAAUGAAGAAGUAGUAAGCAUAAUUAGGGACACUGUGAAAGAGCCUGGGAUGUGCUCAAAGAGAUUGGCGACUGAAGCUGCUGAACGUGGUGGCAAAGAUAACAUAACUGCCAUUGUUGUCUUCCUGCGUCCAGUCUCCACAGCAGAGAGAAUUUACUAG
Molecule: messenger RNA, 705 nt
Organism: Ilex paraguariensis (yerba mate)
Lineage: Eukaryota; Viridiplantae; Streptophyta; Magnoliopsida; Aquifoliales; Aquifoliaceae
Source: the annotation of a GenBank genome assembly